CAGCUCGCGUUAUCACCACAUAUUUUAAUGAAUUACUGUCCGUCCGAGCGCUCCAGCCCAAUCCCAAUAACAACAAUCUACGUGCCCGGGCGAAUGGCAAACGCAAUUGUGAGCCAUUGUGUGGCCAUCGAUGCACAGAGCGCUCAUCAGUUUAUCUCGGAAAACUCACAAAGAAUAUUUAUACUGAAAAAAUCGCUAGUGAAUUUUCCCAGUGCAUAGUUAUCGGCACCAAUCGAUAACGCAAUCGACAUACAAUCGAAUUUCACAGCCGGGGAGAUUUUUGCUAGAAAUUAAAGUAGAAUUUAAUCAAAUAAAAUGAAUCGAGUGAAGACCACACAGUCCAAGACUGGCGAAAUCAUCGCCUACAGCGAGAGUGCCAUCCGGAACAACAUUUCCGCCGUGGAGUACUGCCGCACAUCGAUGGCCGCCAUCUCGGGCUGCGCUGCGGGUAUUUUGGGCCUGAGUGGUACGCUGGGAUUCCUCUUCUACUUCCUGUCCGUGUUCGUGCUCUGGAUUCUGGUGCUCGGGAAAUCGGGCACCCAGUGGCGCAAGUUCUUCAUUAACCGCAGAAAUCUGCUGACCAAUCAGUUCAUGGGCGGCCUUUGCACCUACGUGCUCUUCUGGACAUUCCUCUAUGGCAUGGUGCACGUGUAUUAGCGCAUUUACAAAUCAAACACAUUAAUAGCGAAAUAAACAUAGGAUCUUUGGUUUAACACAA
Molecule: messenger RNA, 718 nt
Organism: Drosophila simulans
Lineage: Eukaryota; Metazoa; Arthropoda; Insecta; Diptera; Drosophilidae
Gene: EMC6
Product: ER membrane protein complex subunit 6
Exons: 3
Coding region: 316-657 (113 amino acids)
Biological process (GO): autophagosome assembly; protein folding in endoplasmic reticulum
Cellular component (GO): EMC complex; membrane; endoplasmic reticulum
Source: RefSeq, a predicted model, not a curated record